AUGCACAACUCAUCUCUCUUCGAGCCUGGAGGGGGCAAUGUGUCCUGCGGCAGCUCAGCUGCUGUCUGUCCCAACGGGUCAAGCCCGGAGCCACUGCCGCUGCCGCAACCACUGGCGAUAGCAGUGCCCGUCGUCUACGCGGUGAUAUGCGUCGUGGGACUCGCUGGCAACUCCGCGGUACUAUACGUCCUGCUUCGCGCGCCGCGCAUGAAGACUGUCACCAACGUGUUCAUCCUCAACCUGGCUAUCGCAGACGAGCUCUUCACUCUCGUGCUGCCCAUCAACAUAGCGGACUUCUUGCUGAGGCGCUGGCCCUUUGGGGAGGUCAUGUGCAAGCUCAUCGUGGCCAUCGACCAGUACAACACCUUCUCUAGCCUCUACUUCCUAGCAGUCAUGAGCGCAGACCGCUACCUAGUGGUUCUGGCAACAGCAGAGUCGCGCAGGGUAUCCGGGCGCACUUACCGUGCCGCUCGAGCUGUCAGUCUGGCGGUGUGGGCUCUGGUGACGCUGGUGGUGCUACCCUUUGCGGUAUUCGCCCAGCUGGACGAGGAGCAGGGCAGGCGCCAGUGUGUGCUUGUCUUCCCGCAGCCCGAGGCGUUCUGGUGGCGCGCCAGCCGUCUAUACACACUAGUGUUGGGCUUUGCCAUCCCAGUGUCCACCAUCUGUGCCCUCUAUACUACGCUGCUUUGCCGACUGCGUGCUAUCCAGCUAGACAGCCACGCUAAGGCCCUGGACCGUGCCAAGAAGCGCGUGACCUUGUUGGUGGCCGCGAUCCUGGCUGUGUGCCUCCUCUGCUGGACGCCUUACCACCUGAGCACCAUAGUGGCUCUCACCACCGACCUCCCGCAAACUCCGCUGGUCAUCGGCAUCUCUUACUUCAUCACCAGUUUGAGCUAUGCCAACAGUUGCCUGAACCCCUUUCUCUAUGCCUUCCUGGAUGACAGCUUCCGCAGGAGCCUCAGGCAGCUGGUGUCCUGCCGCACAGCCUGA
Acomys russatus (golden spiny mouse) is the source of this 990-nucleotide messenger RNA. RefSeq names its product neuropeptides B and W receptor 1 (gene Npbwr1). Gene Ontology annotation, cellular component: membrane; neuron projection. Gene Ontology annotation, biological process: neuropeptide signaling pathway. Lineage: Eukaryota; Metazoa; Chordata; Mammalia; Rodentia; Muridae. Bases 1 to 990 code for a protein of 329 amino acids. The transcript has a single exon. Gene Ontology annotation, molecular function: neuropeptide binding; neuropeptide receptor activity. The record is from RefSeq and is a predicted model, not a curated record.